AUGCACGGCCACACACAGCGCCAAUCUGACAAAAGAACCAGGCCUCUGCUUUCCAGAGCGAGGAAAGUUGCAUGCCUGCCGUGUCGACGACGGAAAAUUCGUUGCCGGGGUAACGGCCCUCCUUGUGGAACAUGUACGUCUCGCAAGAUUGGAGACGCAUGUGAAUAUCCAUGUCAGGAAGUAGAGAGUUUCGUGGAAGCGGUGUCACCAGUAGCUGAAGACAAUUGGGAAAGCACUGGACAGUCGCCUGCCGAAGAGCAAGAGGAACCGUGUGAUGCGACUGACCGGCUUUCGCUCGGAGAUAACACGAGCACCCUCUCGAACCUGAGCUCGACUCCCAGUUUAGACUUCAGCGGCACCGACGAUGAUUUCGAUACCAGUCUAGAUCGCGAAGAUGUCAUAUUCGCGCAGCCGCUCAAGGCUUUGCCCUGCUGGGAAAUGACCGAGAACUUGAAAAGGCGAUAUCUUGCAUUGGUUUCUCCAGUUUCGUAUUCCUGA
Molecule: messenger RNA, 498 nt
Organism: Penicillium waksmanii
Lineage: Eukaryota; Fungi; Ascomycota; Eurotiomycetes; Eurotiales; Aspergillaceae
Product: Zn(II)2Cys6 transcription factor domain-containing protein
Exons: 1
Coding region: 1-498 (165 amino acids)
Biological process (GO): regulation of DNA-templated transcription
Molecular function (GO): DNA-binding transcription factor activity, RNA polymerase II-specific; zinc ion binding
Source: RefSeq, a predicted model, not a curated record